UUGGGCCAGGCUCAGAGGAGGAGGCUGGAGCUGGGAACAGGGGGGCUGUUUAUGCUGCUGGAACGGACUUUCAUCCUUUCCUUUGCCACCAGGGUACUGGCUGGUUUCUGGAGCAGUGUCUUCAUUCUUGUCCUGCUCUUGACCCUGGCUCUUGGCCGCAGAGGUGGUGGCCACAUCUAGGUCCACCAGCUGAUGGCCAUACCUUGCCUUCAGUGCCACUCCCCUCUGUCCUUGGAACUGGGACCUGACUGUGCCUGAGCCCCCUGGAUCACACUCAGGAGCUUGGGCUGACGGCCCCUCAUCUCAGGAGGUCUUAGCAGGAAGGCAGAUGGGUCCCAGCUAAGGGAAGCUCUGGCCUGCAGAAAGAAGCCCUGGGGGCUGGAGGGGUUGGUGGGCACCUGAGCUGACCUGGAUACCCACCUUUCUCCUAAGCCAUCUCCCCACCAGGGGCAACUUUCAUGGAGAAACGCCCCUGUCAGUAGGCCGCAUUCAUGGCAUGUGGCCAAGCUGCUGGAGGGAUGCCCUGAAGCGGCCACCACCAUGCAUUUCCCCUCUGAAGCCUUCAGCUUGUCUUGGCAUUCCGGCUGCAACACAGGUGACGUGUGUGUGCAGUGGUGCCCACUCUCCCGGCACUGUAGCACUGAGAAAAGCAGCUCCAUUGGCAGCAUGGAGAGCCUGGAACAACCAGGCCAAGCUACCUAUGAGGGGCACCUUUUGCCCAUUGAUCAGAACAUGUACCCCAACCAGCGUGACUCAGCCUAUAGUUCCUUCUCAGCCAGCUCAAAUGCCUCUGACUGUGCCCUUUCCCUCAGGCCAGAGGAGCCAGGCUCUGCAGACUGCGUCAUGCAAGGCUCGGGGCCAGCUAAAGCCCCUAAUGGCCGGCCCAGUGUAGCUGAGACCUCAGGAGGUAGCCGGCGCCCCAAUGGGAGCCACCCAACUCUCAGCUCCCAGAUGUCAUCCUGCCCAGAGGAGGACCACCACUCAGAGCCUGCCAAAGCUGCCAGAGGCCCACCACAGCCUCCAGUGAGGCGAGAUAGCCUGCAAGCCUCCAGAGCCCAACUCCUCAAUGGAGAGCAGCGCAGGGCUUCUGAGCCUGUGGACUCCUUGCAGCAGGAGAAAGUGAGCUUAGACACUGUGCUAUCCCCAAGGAACCCUAACAGGUUCUGCUGCCUCAGUGGGCAAGACCAAGUGACAAAUGAGGGCCAUCAGAACUGUGAGCUCAGCCAAGCUCCUGAAUCCAGCCAGCAGGACUCUGAGCAUCUAAUAAUGGAGGCCUCAGCCAAAGCUGCUGGAUUCCCAAAAGCGUGUGACAAAGCUUCCAGCAUAGAUUACAGCCCACUCAACAAGGCUUCAGCAGAGCUAGCUAAGGCUUCCUUUGGUGGCCCCCCACACCUCACAGGACCCACAGGGCAUCGCCAUAGUGCCCCAGAACAGCUGCUGGCAUCCCAUUUACAGUAUGGACACCUUGAUACCAGGGGCAGCAAGGGAACAGAGCUCCCAGCUGGGCACGAUGGCCAUGAGUGGACUCUGUCAACCCUGCAUAGCAGCCAUACAGGAAAGAAAAGUCCAUGUCCCCCUACAGGAGGAACCCAGGACCAACACAGUAAAGAAAGAAAGGCCAGGCAAGUGGAUGAUAGGCCUUUGUGUUCGGGGCACCAGAGCCCAAGCAGUUCCCCACUUGGAGAAGCUGAUGGACACCCUCCAGAAAAAGGUUUCCAGGACCCAAACAGAGCAAGUGGAGCAGGCAGUGAAUCAGCCAGCCAGCAGCCCUCUGCCUCUGGCUCCCUCAUCCAACAAACCAGGGAUUGUUCUUCAACCACUAAAGUAGCUGACAGCACAGAGGCUACCGAAGAAGGGGACAGUGAACCCAAGGAAUGUGGCUGGGUGGGUGGUAGGCGGCACAGAGGUCCUCGGGGCCGCUCAAUCCAAAACCGGCGCAAGAGUGAGCGUUUUGCUACCAAUCUGCGUAAUGAAAUUCAGAGGAGGAAGGCCCAGCUCCAGAAAAGCAAGAAUUCCCUAUCACAGCUGUGUGACACUCAGGAGCCUGUGGAAGAGACUGAGGAGCCCCUAGAAAGUCCUCCACCUCCCACCUCUAACUCAUCUCUUCUAUCUUCAUAUAAAAAACCACCUAGCCCCAGAGACAAGCUCUUCACCAAGAGUAUGAUACUCAGGGCUAGGUCUUCAGAGUGUCUUAGCCAAGCCCCAGAGAGCCAUGAAUCUAGGACAGGCUUGGAGGGACAAAUAAGCCCUGGUCAAAGGCCUGGCCAGCCUUCUUUGGGCCUGAACACCUGGUGGAAAGUGUCUGACUCAUCCCCCUCUGACUCUGAGAAAACCAAUGUUCACCGUGGAGUCCGUGGAGGCCAUUGGAGAUGGUCUCCAGAGCACAACCUGCAGCCACACGUGGCACUAGCCAUGGAAAGCCCUUCUAACCUGGGUGAUAGCAAAGAAUUGAAGGCUUCUACUGCCCCAGCUGGGGAGGAAGCCAUCCUCCUGCCCUUCGCAGACAGAAGAAAGCUCUUUGAAGAGGGUAGCAAAUCCUUAUCUACAUCGCAUUUGCCAGGUUUAACCACUCAUAGCAGUAAAACUUUUACCCAGAGACCAAAACCUGUAGACCCAAACUUCCAGCCACUGAGCUCCAGCUAUCGGGAAUUAAGGCACCAUCUGAUGGACCAAUCGUAUCAUGCCACAGACCAAUCAUAUCAUUCUGUGUCACUUCUGCAGUCAGAAACUCCGCCCUACUCAGAAUGUUUUGCAAGCAAAGGUCUAGAACAGUCCAUGUGCUGCAAGCCACUGCACUGUGGUGAUUUUGAUUACCACAGGACCUGCUCUUACUCCUGCAGCGUCCAGGGCGCCAUAGUCCAUGACCCUUGCAUGUAUUGUUCUGGGGAGAUCUGUCCCGCUUUGCGAAAGAGAAACAUGAUGCCCAACUGCUACAACUGUUGGUGCCACCACCACCAAUGUUUCCGGUGCUCAGCCUGCUAUCACAAUCCCCAGCACAAUAGCCCCGAGGAUGGCAGCUUGGCACCUGGCAACACUUGGAAACCCAGGAAGCCAACAGUGCAGGAAUUUCCUGGGGACAAAUGGAAACCAAUAACAGGAAACAGGAAGACCAGCCAGUCAGGGAGGGAAAUGGCUCAUCCCAAGGCUAGCCUUUCAUGGGCAACCCCGUUCCACCCUUGCCUUGAGAACCCACCACUGGACUUGUCAAGCUACCGAGCGAUCUCUUCCCUUGACCUCCUUGGAGACUUCAAGCACUCCUCGAAAAAAACAGACGAAACUUCUCUUUAUGAGGAGGGGCGCUCCAUGGCCUCUGUGCCUUACCCACUACGUAGCCGGGCCUUCUCAGAGAGCCAUAUCAACUUGGAGCCCCAGAGCUCCCGGGCCUGGGGGCAGCACAGGAGGGAGCUCUUCACCAAAGUUGAUGAGACCCAGCCUGAUCCUCUGGGAGCCAGGAAGAAGGCAUUUCCUCCUCCUCGCCCUCCUCCUCCCAACUGGGAGAAGUACAGGCUCUUUCGUGCAGUCCAGCAGCAGCAACAACAGCAGCAGCAGCAGCAGCAGCAGCAAGAGGAAGAGGCAGAGGACGAAGAAGAUGAAGAACAGGAAGAAAGGGGGGAGAAGGGGGGGGAGGAGGAGGAGCUGCCACCCCAGUAUUUCAGUUCAGAAACCACUGGUAUGAGUGCCCUCCAUCCCGAAGAGGUCCUGGAGCAGCCACAACCCUUGGGCUUUGGUCAUUUGGAGGCUCCAAGGCAGGGCCUGCCAAGCUUUCCGGCAGAGCAAGAGUCCUUUGAUCUCCAUCCUGGCAAUUUCCUGCCUCCAAUAAGGAGCCACUUGGGAUCUCCACCAGAGAAGGCUCAGCACCCUGGCUAUUAUGGUACUGGUGGGCUUUGGAGGACAUCCGAGAAGGAGACCACUGACUCCCCCAAACCAGAAGCCUUGAUUGCAGAAGAGUCCAAACCCAAGGCGGCAUGGAGCCAGAGCUACUUCUUUCCUGAGGAGCAGUUCUCCUGUAUGGGCUGGGGCUCUGAGAAGCAGCAUCUCAGCCCUGCAGGCUUCAGUGAACCCAAGACAACAGGACAAGAAUUUCAGCACUUCUCACCUCCUCUGGGGGCCCCAGGAAUCCCUACCUCUUACUCAGCUUAUUACAAUAUUUCUGUGGCCAAAGCAGAAUUGUUGAACAAGUUGAAAGACCAGCCUGAGAUGGCAGAGAUUGGCCUGGGAGAAGAAGAAGUUGACCCUGAACUGGCUCAAAAAAAGAUACAGCUUAUUGAAAGCAUUGGCAGAAAACUCUCUGUCCUGAGGGAGGCCCAGCGAGGACUGCUAGAGGACAUCAGUGCCAACUCUGCCCUUGGAGAGGAGGUGGAAGCCAACCUAAAAGCGAUCUGUAAAUCCAAUGAGUUUGAAAAAUAUCGUUUGUUUAUUGGGGACCUGGACAAAGUGGUCAACCUGUUGCUGUCGCUCUCUGGACGACUGGCCCGGGUGGAGAAUGCUCUCAACAGCAUUGAUGCAGAGGCCAACCAGGAGAAGUUGGUGCUGAUAGAGAAGAAGCAGCAGCUGACAGGGCAGUUGCAAGAUGCCAAGGAGCUGAAGGAGCAUGUGGACCGUCGGGAGAAGUUGGUGUUCGGCAUGGUCUCCCGCUACCUGCCUCAGGACCAGCUCCAAGAUUACCAGCACUUUGUGAAGAUGAAAUCUGCUCUCAUCAUCGAACAGCGAGAGCUGGAAGAGAAGAUCAAGCUUGGGGAAGAGCAGCUCAAAUGUCUCAGGGAGAGCCUACUCCUGGGGCCCAGCAAUUUCUAAUUCUACAAGUGGACUGACACGCCAUCCUUGCCCAGCCACAAUGGGAAGUGCUUUCAAUCUUCUUUUUGCAGUUUGUUAGCAAGUAGAUAGCAGUUAGUUAGCAGUAUGUUCCAUAACCUCUACCUUGGACAUCUCUCACUGCCCCUUACCUAGCAUUGCUCCCAACUGGCUAGGAGGCCCUAGGGAUUCCCCAGACUUCUACCCUACAGAGUAGAAGCAAGAAGUUGGAGCUGCCAGCAGCAAAGUGUGAUUAUACAACCACACUCUCCUUCCCACAGUUUGCACAGGCAAGCACUCACUGCACACAGAACCUACCAUGUGCCUUCAUUCUUGGUACAGGGACUCCAAAGACAUCAUGCACUCACUACCCACCCACAUCACAAUCAGCCUGUCCAGGCUCAGAGAGAAGCUGCCUGUGCAGCUCCAUUCUGCCCAAGGCUUGUGGCCUGGCCAUUUCCCACAGAGACCUGGCUCUCUUGAGGGCUUAGCUUACCAGCAAUUUAAGGGCCUCACAAUAAGCUUUACAGUGGGAAGCACAGAAGGAGAAAUUACACCAAACAAAAUGUGAAGAAAGAUUGGGAAUCCCGAGGUGCCCUGCAGGAGCUGAGUUUAAACAAAUUGGCUCCACUCCUGCCUUCCCCAGCAUCUGGUUGAGGGGGAAGGAGCCCUACUCUCAGCCCUGGCUGGUGUGGCCCUCCUCCUGUCCAAAGAUUUUUGGCCUACUGUUUCUGUUCCAUCCUGCCUAUCAUUGCUGGGGAUUACAAGUGCCCGCUCUAAGGACUCCACACUAUGGGCCAUUAAUAAUAGAUCUACUAAAGCUGACUUCUGGAUACAGAUUUCCUAAUUGAGGUGAGGGGUUCUUUGUUGUAUUUUAAAUGGCCUUUUGAUUUUAUUUAUUUUUAUGUUUUGAUUUUUUCCCUUUUUUUAAACUAAUAAGGCGAGAAGAGGGGAGUUGGAGAGGGAAAAAUAAUCCCAGAAGGAAAGCAUUUUCUGCAGAUCAGCCUGAAUUCACUAUGGCUAGAUGAGCGAGUGCCAAAACCCUGAAUUCUUCCCACUAAAGCUUUCAGGUGUCUAAGAAAGGAGUUCUAGUCUUGAACUCAGCUGACAAUGGCCAGGCCCUAUACUUUUCUUGAUGUCAGGGUAACCAUAAGCUUAGCAUUCCCUGACGAGUUCAGUUUUAUUUUCUUAUUUUUUCUUGAAACCAAAGAAAUCUAAAACUGACAAAGGUUCGCCCAUUUCUCUAUGAUCUCCCAUCUAAGGAAUUGGGUAGAAGUGAGCUCAGGAGGAGAUCUUCCAUCUCACAGUUGCUUUCUCCAGCGUGUGGCCUGAGGGAGCUGAAACUCAUGGUAUCUGGAAGUUUCAGCCAGGGCCACCCCCCCACCCCCAGCCCCUGCCACCACCCAGAGCAAAUUACAACCCAGCCAGAAUUUUAGGCACACAAACAACUAAUGCUGCUGCUGUUGCCAAGGCCCUGACACCACUAGCCAUUUGCUGUCCUGGAAAAUCCCUCGUGUAGGCAAUGGCAGGAAAGGAGUCAUGGACAAACUCUGGCCUAUUAUCCAGCUCAGUUCCCUGUUGUUCCUCACUCACUGGUGCCCAUGGUUCAUAUUGCAAAGCCUUGCUCAGCAAGCCCUGGCAUCGCUUCUAGUUACUCCUGGGUUCUUUGAGGGGUCCUUGGAGGUUAACUGUAGCAGCAGGGGUGCCUCAUUCAACCAAAGAAUUUACCAAAGAACUUUGCUGCUGCUACAAAUACUGAUCUCUAGCGUCCUCCUUUUCCUCUUCAUUGUAUUUAGAAACAAUGGAAGAAUCUUGGCCAACAGGGUGUCCUGAAGGGGGCCCUGGGUAUGCUCUUAGUACACUGCUGCUGUUGGAACCACUGUUAAAAUGUCAACCUGCCAUUCUGCCCUCAAAUGGAGGAGUCUAUUCAGGAAGGCCGAUGUCUUGUAAAGGCCUGGGCUUACCCAAGCCAAAGUUGAUGAAGGUGAGAGAGUGUUAUGAAUAGAAGCUGCAGUUGCCAUCUUCUUUUUUUCUUAAACGGGCUCUAAGAUAAACAAUGAGUAAGUUGAGAUGUCCUAUAUAGCUGAGGCCAAAUAUAAUCCAUCAUUCUCGUCAUUCUAAGAUUUGGGGGGCUAAGGCAGCUUUUUGGGCUGGGGAAAGGCCCAGGGAAAAGAGUGGUCACUUCACCUGGACAGGAUAACUAUGGUCUGAGUUGUUCUAGUCAGCAUUAGAUUGGUACAUGAAAUUUAUCACACUAAAAGUACUAUUGACUGUGUUAUUUUUGUCUCUCAUCCCACCUGAGAUUAGAGUUGGGAUCAGAGCACAAGAAUGCUCAUUUUCACACAGAAGGACAGUUUCUAAAGCACUUAAUAAAAUAACCCCAAAACUAUACUGAGAAGUGAAGCUUGGCAGAGAAAGGUGAGCUACCAAACAGGAACUAAUGCCCCAUGCUACUGACAUGAGUGAUAUUGGUCCAGAGCUGCCAGGAUUACUCAAGAUGCAGCAUCUCUCCCCUGUUCUCAUUUCCUGGGCUCAGCCCUCUUCCAAGACCAGCCAGUGUGUACAGUUUGGAAGGGAGGCCAAGGGGAUUCCCCAGAUGGUUACUGGUCUUGACCUCUGCCUUCUAUUUCAAAUCCUCAUACAGGCCCUGGUGGGGAACAGGUUGAUAUAGAGAGAGUAGUCUGUGCAAGAGCUACUAUCACUUGUCCUUUCCUACUCCCCCACCCCAAUCCUGAGGGUCUGGGUAAAUUGUGUCUCCUUGAGUCCCAUAAGCUGCAGACUCAGCCAGAGUAGACUGGUAAAUGCUCAAGGGGGUACCCAAGAGAGACAGACACACUAAAACUAAACCCUAGAAAUGGAGAGACUGGAAGCUGAGGAACCAAGAGGAUGAAAGAUGAAAAUCCUUUCCUGAGGCCAGGUUCAGGUUCUGGUUCUGUUCUCCACUUAACCUCCUAUGUUAAAAAGCUGCCCUGGGGGCAUCAGAGCCACACCCCUAACCCCAGUCUCCCUGAAGAUGCUGCUCUGCCAGUAGCAGCAAGUCCCAGGUGGAGGAAGCUAGGCACAUUUAUGGCCACUUCUUCCUGUCUGGAGCUUGGUGACUCCCACUGUCUUUGCCAAAUGAUUUGUCUAUGCCAAUACUAUUUCUGUAACAGUGUAUUAUAUUCUUUGAAGAUUAGUAGGCCUUUGGGGGGUGGGGCAGGGGGCAAUUUCUAUAGAUAAAGGACCAGUGUUUGUUGUAUGACUGUCGGGGGUCAUCUAUGCCAUGUGAAGCUAAUCUUUUUCUGAAUCUUAUUGUUUCUGCAAUUGUGUCCUCCACCACUCCCUUCUUGGCUGACAUUGAUAUGCCUGCCGGAUUGUCAUCAAGGGUUAUACUUCAAUAAAAGGUGCUAAGGACAAA
This is a messenger RNA of Canis lupus familiaris (dog), 8188 nucleotides long. It is a transcript of the gene SHROOM4, whose product is annotated as shroom family member 4. The transcript is spliced from 9 exons. Bases 541 to 4794 code for a protein of 1417 amino acids. Gene Ontology annotation, biological process: actin filament organization. Gene Ontology annotation, molecular function: actin filament binding. Gene Ontology annotation, cellular component: cortical actin cytoskeleton; apical junction complex; apical plasma membrane. Lineage: Eukaryota; Metazoa; Chordata; Mammalia; Carnivora; Canidae. The record is from RefSeq and is a predicted model, not a curated record.